Alternaria viburni is the source of this 1377-nucleotide messenger RNA. RefSeq lists its product as uncharacterized. The coding region runs from base 1 to 1377 and encodes 458 amino acids. Lineage: Eukaryota; Fungi; Ascomycota; Dothideomycetes; Pleosporales; Pleosporaceae. The record is from RefSeq and is a predicted model, not a curated record. The transcript has a single exon.
AUGGCCUUGCCUACACCGAAAAUCGUACCCAAGGCCUCUGCGCUCUUCUUGCCGUACGAGAUCGAACUCUACCAACGCUGGCGCAAGUCCGCCUUUGGUAUCGCUGUUGAAAACGAUGACGAUGUCCUCCUACCCACCGCGUUUGAGUACAUGGACUUCAUGGAGUGGCGCGCCAGACAGUGCUCGAAACUCGACGGGACUCAAGAAGCGGAGAGGAAGUCUCCAGAUCCAUCAUUUUCGGGAUAUGUAUUAGCGGAGCGAUGUGGACACCCUCUACAUCCUGGAGAUCCACGUCCAGAUGCUCUAAGACAACCAAAGGACGAAAUAGAGGAGGAAGGCGAGGAAGAAGGCGAGGAACAGGAUACGAUUGCUUGGUGUUCAAUGUGUCUUUUGCAGAUUCAUCUCAAGCUGCUUGCCGAGUUAUGGGAUAAGUGGUUGAACUCCGGCGGCCCGUGGCGUGUCUUACGUCCCGGCUCCACAGCGGAAGGCUGGCAGAUUGCCAAGCGAGCAUACUAUAUGCGGAAGACCAACCUAGUCAACGUUGUCGAUAACUUGGAGGAUGUCGCGCGAUUGGAAGAUACCUGGGAGGCUGCGCAUCCCGCUGCGGACGUGGAGGUCGUUCGUGCGUACAGCGCCAAGACGGCAGUGGAUGUGUAUGCGAAGGGUGUUCAGUUUCCUGCACGCGUAGCAGGACCGGAUGAAGUAGCUCCCCGAACACCAACAGGCAAGGAACGAAAAAAGCGCCUCUCGUACUCACCAGACACACCGGAGGAUACUCGUCAUCGCUCUAGUGCCGCUUUCGCUCGACGCUGCCUUGCCUACGACCCUGAGUCACCCCAUCGAUGUCCUGAAGAGGAUGGAUGGGCUGAGACAUCGUUCAAGAACAGCUGGGAGUACAAUGUACGGCAAUGUCGCACCCUGCUAUGCAACAAAUCGCCCAAUGAACCCGACGUCACUUACCGCGAACUCGCCGACGAAGCUUCAAAAGAUACCCUCAUCAACGGCAUCGAAGAGUGGCUCGGCAAAAUGCAAGAUGAUUGGAAGCAGCCCUGGGUUGACAUUUUGCUGGCUACAACCGAAAUGUUUCUUGUCUGGCAAGAUCCGCGUCACGACGAUGAUGCUGACACGGAUUUCAACAACUGGGACAGGACUGAGACACUCGUGGGCACCAACCUAGAAGCUUAUGCGCGGCAAAUUGGCGAUAUCGACGAGGAGGAUGAGACCGAGCUGGUACAAGCAGAGGUGACAGAGGACUUCUUCGACCAGGAUUCCGUUGCGUCUGACUCCGACUCCGACUCAGAUGAAGACGAAGACGAGCUCCCUGAUCCGAUGGAUCUAGAAGAGGACGAGGAAGUAGCCAUCAGUGUAGAUGAAUAG